AUGGGCGCAGAAAACCAAACGUACCUGACUGAAUUCAUUUUGCUGGGACUUUCUUCAGAUCAGCACACCCAAGUCCUGUUGUUUGUGCUAUUUCUUAUCGUCUACCUACUGACUAUGUUUGGAAAUCUGCUCAUCAUCGUGCUACUUCACUUUGACUCUCGACUUCAUAUACCAAUGUACUUUUUUCUUAAAAACCUGUCGUUUGUCGAUCUCUGUUUCUCUACAGUGAUUGUCCCCCAGAUGUUAUUUCAUUUGCUGUCAAUGAGAAAAAGUAUUACCUUUAUUAGAUGUUCAACUCAGAUGUUUUUUUUUCUUUUAAUUGGGUGUACAGAAAGUUCUCUUUUAGCAGUGAUGUCCUAUGACCGCUAUGUAGCUGUCUGCAAACCUUUGCACUAUUCUACCCUCAUGAACCAGAGAAUUUGUGUCCAUUUAGUACUAGGAUCCUGGGCUUGUGGAGCACUUGUGUCUCUAGUGGAUACGGCAUUUACUUUAUGUGUCCCAUACCGGGACCAGAAUGUAAUUAAUCAUUAUUUUUGUGAGCCUCCUGCACUCUUGAAGUUGGCUUCAGAGGAAACCUACAAAGCUGAGAUGGCCAUCUUUGCAAUGGGUGUGCUAAUUCUCCUUGGACCUGUCUCCCUCAUCCUCUUCUCCUAUUGGAAUGUUAUCUCCACAGUAGUGCUGAUGAAGUCAGGGGGUAGGCUCAAAGUCUUUUCUACCUGUGGUACACAUCUCAUCGUUGUUGUCUUAAUCUAUGGGUCAACAAUAUAUACCUACAUGCAGCCUAAUACGAAGAAAAAAAAUAAAUGGGAUAAAAUGGUCUCUGUGUUCUAUUCAGUCAUAACCUCUAUGCUAAAUCCAUUCAUUUACAGCCUGAGGAACAAAGAUGUAAAGGAAGCAUUUAGGAAGGUAUUUGGAAGAUAG
Molecule: messenger RNA, 921 nt
Organism: Sorex fumeus (smoky shrew)
Lineage: Eukaryota; Metazoa; Chordata; Mammalia; Eulipotyphla; Soricidae
Product: olfactory receptor 2D3-like
Exons: 1
Coding region: 1-921 (306 amino acids)
Biological process (GO): G protein-coupled receptor signaling pathway
Cellular component (GO): membrane
Molecular function (GO): olfactory receptor activity; G protein-coupled receptor activity
Source: RefSeq, a predicted model, not a curated record